Messenger RNA from Scophthalmus maximus (turbot), 4278 nucleotides. It is a transcript of the gene bri3bp, whose product is annotated as bri3 binding protein. The record is from RefSeq and is a predicted model, not a curated record. Lineage: Eukaryota; Metazoa; Chordata; Actinopteri; Pleuronectiformes; Scophthalmidae. Bases 144 to 845 code for a protein of 233 amino acids. Gene Ontology annotation, cellular component: mitochondrion. The transcript is spliced from 3 exons.
UUCUCACCACCCCCAUCACAGCCGGGCAUCAUCUCCUCCACCAAGGUGGCCCUUCAGGCAGCUAAGUUCUGGUGCUAUUCUCCGGUCGAUUGACUCAUUUGAAACACACAGUCCUGCUCGACACCUGCGGGGACGUUGGUGCCAUGAAGGGAAUCCGGUUUGUCGUCGUUCUCCUGGCGCUCUCCGCGUCUCUGCUGUGCACAGCCGAGGCGGCCAGGAGCAGGACCAGCACCCAGAACAGCUUCCGCCGGGCAGCCAACGGCAUCUACCAGACGCUCAGCAGCGUCUUCGGAGAGGACAACAUCAGAGGGUUGUACAAGUUUUUCUCCAAAACAACGGAGAGGUUUGUCCAUGGAGUCGACUCUUUUCUGGACACCGUCUGGAAGAUCUGGUCAGAUCUCCUGGACGUGAUGGGCAUUGACUCCUCGAACCUCAGCCACUACUUCAGCCCCACGUCUCUCACCAACUCUCCGGCGCGCGCCCUGCUCCUGGUUGCUGCUGUACUCGUGGCCUACUGGUUCCUCUCCAUGUUCCUGGGGGGUUUCUUCUACCUGCUACACGCUGUGUUCGGCCGCUUCUUCUGGCUAGCUCGCGUCACGCUCUUCGCCCUGUCCUGCCUCUACAUCCUGCAGAAGUUUGAGGGCGACCCGGAGCGCGCAGUGCUGCCGCUAUGCUUCAUCAUGGCCGUAUACUUCAUGACGGGGCCCGUGGGAGCGUACUGGCGUCGGGGGGGUGGGGCAGGUUCACUGGAAGAGAAAAUCGACCACUUGGACACUCAGAUCAGGCUGCUUAACAUCAGGCUGACUCGUGUCAUCGACAGCCUGGAACGCACUGCGGACCAGUAGACUUAGGUGGCAGUGAAGAUGAGGGGGGUGGAGGGUUUAUUGUAAAAAGAAAAUGGCUGAAUUUGAUGUCAGAUGAUGCUGUUUUCCUGCGCGCAUCUCCAGCGACAACUACUGGGUAUUUACAACUCUUAUGUCUGAAGGGGACAAAACUAGAUUUUAAGUAUUUCAGAAUUUUACAGCAUUUCAAAGGCAUGAGUCGAUUUAAGCUACAAGAAACCUAAAAAUCCUCAGAAGUGUGGAAAUUUCACUUGGAGCUCACCCAAACCAAACAAACUAGUUUUCUUUUUCCUUUUUAGUCUCAUGGCUUUGAAAUGUUUUUGUUUUGAUGAGUUUAUCAGAGAGGAGUCCAUGGUUUUCCAAAUUCUGGCCUAAUUCUACACCUCAGCUACUUUUUUUGAGAAACUUCCAAGUGUUGGUUUGAAUAAGGUGAUUGGACAAGUAUUGUCAAUGCUUGUGCUAAAUGAAGAAGCAUAUUUUAUGGCCGAUUGUUUUGUUUUUAUCCAUGUGAAUACUCUGGAGGUUACGAUUCUUACACAAGUCCAUCCACAAACAUUUUCCCUCUUCUUUGGAGCUACUGAAUUAAGAGAGGGGCAGGGUGUGAUGCAGGGGACGGAUAUUUCUGAUAUGUAAAAAAAAAUCCUCAAGUUUUUGGAUAGGUGUUCUUAUUUAUUCCAUUUCCACAUAAAUUGUUGAAAUUAUAAUUAUGUAGUUUGUUUCUUUAGUGUGUGUGUGCAUGUGUAAGACACUUGUGAAACGGAAAAGCACUGUAUUGAAAGUGACUAACAGACUGGGAAAUACAGAGAGGCAGCAAUAUCUCAGGGACUCUACCAACACAUCAAUUUGGAAAGAAAUUAGAUAUUAAAAUUAUGUCUUGAUCUCUUUGAGUCACUUGACAGUUUUUCAGAUAUAGUUGCAAUUUCUGUCACAGUAUCUUACAGUGCUGUGUUUUUUGCAUCAUGCUGAUAUUGUAAAGUUUGAUUCAUAUCUGGUGUCCAGCUUUUCAGUCAUAAUUUCAGUACUGGCAUAAAACUACUGUACAGAUUUGAACUGUAGCUAAUAGUAAAACAAGGAAAUAACAUUUUAUAAGUAUUCAAUGUGUGAAUACACAAGAAUAUUAUCCAUAGAAGAGAGAGUCCCAUCUCACUGACAUUAAAACCUUAUUAACACAAAUUCAUCUUGUAGGAUUGGAUUCUUAGUGGGGUAUAAACGGAAUCACAUUUUUAUCUUGGUUACAGACUAAUGUCUAGUUUAUUUGAUCAACUCCACUGACCCUGUUUUAGAAACAGCUGUACUUUAUUCUAAAUUCAUCAUGUUAAAAUGUGAUCAUUUCUCUCUCCAGUAAUUUAAUGAUAGAUCUACGACAUCAUUGAUAAAAUCAGCUUUUUAGAAACAUGCUUGGUUUGCAUUACUGUAGCAUUCAUUUUAGUUUGAUGGGACUUUUUUAAUAACAUCAUUAUUUUUGCCAUUAUUUAUUUUUAUAUUUAUUGUGUAUUUUCUGAAGACACUGGGCCCUGUUAGUAGGGUUUUUAACCUGCCAUCCACCAUCUCUGUUUAUCACAUUUUCAUUUAUUCAUAUUUCCUCUACACACUUUAUAUAAAUGUAUCUUCACUGUCAACUGCUUUUAUACAAAUGACUCUAAUGCUGUGCAACUGAGGGAGAAAAAAAGUUGAUGCUUUUAUUGUUGGGUGAGGAAAAACUAACUAAAGAUGAACACAAGCUCUUGCAGUUGCCUCAUGAAGCCACUUUUGACGAAGGCCAAAGAAAAGAAACUAUUUAUACUCUCGACACUCAAACCAACCCUUCAGCAAAUGUUAGGAUGUGUGAGAUGCUUUUCAAUAGACAGGGUGCAAUGUUAACAUUCUUGCGAGGUGGAGGGUGUUGCACUACUUUAAUACGAGGUACAGACAAAUGCGCUCUGUGGCUCUUUCUCAGCAUGUUCUGAUAUUUACCAGUAAAUGUGAUUCUUCAUAUGUUCAGUCCGACGGCUCACUUCAGAUUCUCAUAGUUAUCUCGGCAUUAAGGUUCUUUGACAGCAAGAUUAGUUAAUGUGUCUUUUUUGUCCCCUGCAGUAAACCACCCCUGGUAGCUCAUAAUAGCCAUAAUCUGAAGUUUUCUUGCAUGCCAUGUUUUUUUGCAUAAAAUAUUAUGUCCCAUUAUAUAAAUGUUGUUGACCGCCAUGGUAGAGGGCCCUUCCAAUGUGUGAUAUGUGAUGUGAUGAAUUAGCCAGAUGUGAAGUCCUACUUUCCUGUAUUAUUGCAGUUAACAUUUGUACUGGUUAUUGUACUGUAAAGACCAAACUGUCCCAUUUACGAGGGCUGUUCCACGCUACAAUACCAAACAGGACAUAAACCCUCUGAACUUUUCUCUCAUUCCAUCAUCAGAGUCGUGCUGUUUAUGUUCUGAUCUCAAACAUGUUGACAAAUGUUUAAUGUGUUGAAUGAAUGUAGUUUUUUUUUUACUCUCCUUUGUUAUUUUGAAGAGGGGAAGAUAACUUGAGAGAGAGGCCUGAGCCUGGUGUCUUGUAGUGUGUGGUGACAUCAGUCUGUAGCCAAUGACCUGUGUGUGUUUAAAAAAUGACUGCAUGUGUGAUGUAUGAAGUUGUUCAGUGAUUAGAAUUAAUAUGUUAUUGAAGGAAGGUUGUAGUGUAACUAGUUUGUCAAUGGCAUGGCGCUAAAGUAGUUGGAGUCAGGUGACAUGUAAGAGUCUAAAGCUCAGACGAUUCAGGAUUCGGAGAGUGUUAUUUAUCAAAUCUUGCAUUUUAAGAAACUGAAAACUGUUUAAGGGACUGAAAGAAAUGACCCAGAAAGUGCUCUCACACAGUUUGGAUUAUUUCUAGUACAACAAAAUUGUCAGAUAACAACCCAGUGGCACCAAGAUGGAGACUUUGACUCUCCCUCCAAACAUCAUUGAAGGAACACUGUAUACUUUAAGUUGCCUGCUCAUGUUCUACCACUUGCUGUCACCACUCUGACCGAUGCCAGUAGAUGUUUUCGUUGGCGUCUCUUAGCACUGGACUGAAAGCUACAUUCAGAUUAUAUUUAUUCUUUCUUCAGACUGUUGUCUGAAUGACUUGUGAUACAAUUCAUUUAAUGUGCUGUAUCCUACAUAUUCCUGUUAUUCCACAUAGCUUUUUAUAACAUGCUGUGCCAAUAAUGUAUAAAUUCCAUUUAUUUAAGGCAAUUAUUUGUAAUUUGCAAUUUGUGUAGAUAGAUUUUUUUAUUCUCGUUUCAUCAAAAAACCUUUUUAGCCUUUUGUUGUUUUUUUUAAUCUAAAUAUUUCUGUACUUCAGUGAUGUGGCAUCUGCCUAACUGUUCUGCCUGCUGAUUUGUGUGUGAGUCUUUAUGAAAAUCUGUCAGUUAAGUGGUACUUUUUUGUGGCAGAGUGAAAAUGAGGUCCAGAUUUGAAUAAAUUAAACGCCACUGUAUGACUGAG